AGCGUCUCUUUUAUCAUAAACCCUUUAGACGCAUCUGCAGCAGGCACUUAUUUUGGCAUGACACGUGAUGCAGAUAGGAUCACUCGACGCGCAGAACACAUAUUUUGAAAUUAUGAACCACACACAUGACGGACUACAGUGACGAACUUUGCAUCAAGCGCCGUCGAAAAAAGAAGUUACCGGCCACCACUGCCAGUAGUAAAAAUCAUUGAGCCCUGGAAAAAAAUAUUCGUUUUUUUAUUUUGUGAUGACCCUGAACCCCCCCUCCCUCCAGACACAGACACUCCCCACUGCAAGCUGACUUGCCAUGAUAUGUUGUUCAUAGUGUUUAUGUUUCAGGUGUGUUUGGUGUUAUCGAUUCAGAUGAAGUGAAGUCAGUGUCAGUGAUGGAGGGAGAUUCUGUUACUCUACACACUGAUAUUACUCAAAUACAGAGAGAUGAUCACAUACUGUGGAUGUUUGGACCUAAUGAGACUCGCAUAGCUGAAAUCUAUAAGAAAAGCAUUGAUAUGUAUAACAGUAAUGAGAUAUUCAGAGACAGACUGAAGCUGGACAGUCAGACUGGAUCUCUCACCAUCACAAACAUCACAAUGACACACACUGGACGUUAUAAACUACAGAUCUUCAGUAACAGAGGAAAUUCAUACAAGAGAUUUAACGUUACUGUCUAUGCUCAUCUGCCCGUACCUGUCAUCACUCGUAUCAGUAACUCUUCAAACUGUUCAUCGUCAUCUUCAUCAUCAAGCUCAACAUGUGUGUUGUUGUGUUCAGUGUUGAAUGUGAGAGAUGUGAGUCUGUCCUGGUACAAAGGAAAAAGUUUAUUGUCCAGCAUCAGUGUGUCUGAUCUCAACAUCAGACUCUCUCUACCUCUGGAGGUUGAAUAUCAGGAUACAAACACAUACAGAUGUGUACUCAACAAUACCAUCACAAACCAAACUCAACAUCUCAACAUCACUCAUCUCUGUCAGAUGUGUUCAGGUCAGCAGUUAUACUGUGGUCAGUGUUUCAGUUUUACCGAAACUGUGAUCCGAUUGGUCCUCUCUGCUCUGGUGGGUGUGGCAGUUGUUGCUAUAGUGAUUUAUGACAUCAGAUCCAGAAGAGUUGAACAGAAGCAGAGAUCAGACAUCACGCUCAGACCCUGACUGAUGCAGAGCAGAAUAAACUUUUCUUUUAUUUGCUUUAUUUCCUGUUUUAUAAAUUUUGUAAACAAUAAUCAAAUAUGAAAUUAUUUUAUAAAAUAUGACUCAAUUCUCAGCAAAUAAUAAUAAAAUGUUUUAUGUAAUUUUAUAUAAUUAAUGCGUAUGUAAUGUAUUGUACACAAUAAAGCAUU
Molecule: messenger RNA, 1330 nt
Organism: Misgurnus anguillicaudatus (oriental weatherfish)
Lineage: Eukaryota; Metazoa; Chordata; Actinopteri; Cypriniformes; Cobitidae
Source: RefSeq, a predicted model, not a curated record